Messenger RNA from Venturia canescens, 1695 nucleotides. Its product is annotated as ribosome biogenesis protein WDR12 homolog. Gene Ontology annotation, molecular function: protein binding. The transcript is spliced from 8 exons. NCBI's taxonomy places the organism in Eukaryota, Metazoa, Arthropoda, Insecta, Hymenoptera, Ichneumonidae. The record is from RefSeq and is a predicted model, not a curated record. The coding region runs from base 140 to 1411 and encodes 423 amino acids. Gene Ontology annotation, biological process: ribosome biogenesis.
UUUCUGUUUGUAUCAUCGCCUCUCUCUAUGAGGUUAUGAGGCGGAAGUCGCCGGCCUCGUGUGUGCAGCACUACUGUGCUUAAUUUCGUAUUUUAUUUGUAUUGUAAAGAUAUUUCUAAUUCUUACAAUAAUUAGUAAUAUGGCAGGGAAAAGUGCGGAUAGCGAUGCAUCGCAAAUUCAAAUACGUUUUACUACGAAACAACAACAUUAUGCGGUACCAGAUUUUCCUCUCUCCGUACCGGCUGCGAUUAUCUCUACGGAACUUAACUCACUCGUAAACGAAUUGCUAAAAGAGUCGAAAGGCAUUUCACAAGGAACGCAAUUUGAUUUUCUUGUGUGUAGAGAAUUUCUGAGGACCUCUCUGCUAGAACACAUCAACGAACGAGAACUGUCGACCGAAGAAGUUGUUGACGUUGAAUAUUUUGAAAUAUAUCCACCGCCUGAACCACAAGAUUGUCUUAUACACGAUGAUUGGGUUUCCGCUGUUGCAGUUUGUGAAAAAUGGAUUCUUACGGGUUGUUACGACAAUACUUUACAUCUCUGGACGGCAAGGGGGAAGCAUCAUCUUACAAUACCUGGUCACGCUUCGCCUGUAAAAGCAGUUGCAUGGAUAUCAAUGGACCUUGAGAUUGGGAGAUUUGUCAGUGCGUCUCAGGAUCAAACGGCUAUCAUAUGGAAUUGGAACAUAGCCAACAAUUCGGUUGAUCAUGUACAUAUUUGUAGAGGACAUUCGCAGAGCUUGGAGGCUGUCAGUGUGAGUUACGACGGUUCAACAAUGGCCACUGGCUCUUGGGAUACCAUGAUCAAAAUUUGGUCAACGCUGACUUAUGACGAAAACGACGAUGGUGAAUCAGCAUCGAAAAGAUCGAAAUCGGAGUACGGAAAAACACGAACUCCAAAGAGAACAAUGAAGGGCCAUAAGGAAGCGAUAAGUGGCGUGGCGUGGUCGGACACUGCCGAAAUUAUAACAUCUUCGUGGGAUCACACUCUGAAAAUCUGGGAUUCCGAAUUGGGUGGGAUGAAGCACGAAAUAGCCGGAAACAAGAGUUUCUUCGAUCUUGAUUAUUCGCGGUUGUCACGCACAAUUGUGACUGGUUCCGCGGACCGUCACAUCAGACUAUAUGAUCCAAGAUCCACAGAGGGUUCCGUCGUUAAAGCGACGUUUACCUCCCACACCCAGUGGGUACAAACGGUGCGAUGGUCAACGACCAACGAGUAUCUUUUUAUGUCCGGAGCUUACGACAACGGUGUCAAGCUUUGGGACACGCGAAGUCCAAAAGCUCCCCUGUACGACCUUACCGGUCACGAGGAUAAAGUACUCUGUAGCAAUUGGUCAAAUCCCAAGCUCAUGGUUUCCGGUGGAGCCGACAACACCGUCAGAAUAUUCAAGACGAAGCACGCGUUACCUUGAAAUUAUAUUCUCGUUAGAUACUGUAAUUUUUAAAUAUUUUUAAAAUAAUAUAUAAGCUCUGAUCACGAGUCUCGGCAAUUAUUUUUCCAGCACAGAUCCGAUCGAUUUCGAAAACCUUUUUUCUUCUGCUCUGUCGACACGAAAGAAGAAGAAGAAGAAGAAGAAGAAGAGGAAGAACAAAAAAAUUACCAUGGAAAAUACGAUGAAACGCGUUAAACACAAAGAUGUCCCCAAAAACAGAUCUUUUAUUUGAUUGAAAAAUAAAGGAUGAUAAUAAUUAGGAA